AUGCAAUUCACGACUUUCGCCCUUUCCGCCCUUAGCAUCGGCUCAGCCCUUGCUCAAGGAAAUGCCGGUGUCACCGUCCAUGUCGUCCGCGUCGGAUCGAUGAACGGCUCCCUAGCAUACUACCCCAACAACAUCAAGGCUGCAGUAGGAGAUAUGGUUCAGUUCCAAUUUGCGCCAAACAACCACACCGUCACACAAUCCACUUUCGACGUACCAUGCCAGCCGAUCGCCGCAAACUCCAACGUCACAGGUAUCUACUCCGGCUUCAUGCCCGUAUCAGCCAGCUCGACCACCACCCCAACAUACACCAUUAUGGUUAGAAACCAAAACCCAAUGUGGUUGUACUGCUCGCAAGGAAAGCAUUGCCAGAACGGAAUGACCAUGGUUAUCAACGAGAACACCGCCGCAAACUCCACACGUACACUCGCCGGCUACCAAGCUCUUGCCGCGAAGUCCACCGUCAACCUCCCCGGCAGCUCCAUCUCAGGAGGCUCCUCCAACACCACCACAGGCACUGGAUCCGGGUCAGGAACUGGCUCUGGCUCCGGCUCUGGAACCGAGACCGGCUCUCCAUCAGGCACUUCCGCACCACAGGCCACAGCCACAGGCUCAGCUGCUCAGAACGUCCGCGCUGGCGAUGCUAUGGGUCUUGGUGCUCUGUUCGCCGUUGCCCUCGCGCUGUUCUUGUAG
This is a messenger RNA of Cadophora gregata, 690 nucleotides long. RefSeq lists its product as uncharacterized. Lineage: Eukaryota; Fungi; Ascomycota; Leotiomycetes; Helotiales; Ploettnerulaceae. Bases 1 to 690 code for a protein of 229 amino acids. The transcript is spliced from 3 exons. The record is from RefSeq and is a predicted model, not a curated record.